Aspergillus chevalieri is the source of this 1242-nucleotide messenger RNA. RefSeq names its product short-chain dehydrogenase/reductase Prx7 (gene PRX7). Gene Ontology annotation, molecular function: oxidoreductase activity, acting on the CH-OH group of donors, NAD or NADP as acceptor. The record is from RefSeq and is a predicted model, not a curated record. Gene Ontology annotation, cellular component: cytoplasm. NCBI's taxonomy places the organism in Eukaryota, Fungi, Ascomycota, Eurotiomycetes, Eurotiales, Aspergillaceae. The coding region runs from base 1 to 1242 and encodes 413 amino acids. The transcript has 3 exons.
AUGGGUAUGCCGGUACAUGACUUCCGGACCCGCAUUGUCUUCUUUGUCUUACUUUUCCGGCAUUGUGCAUUGUCAAGGAAAGAGCUAGGAUAUGGGCAGACGAAGGAACAAGGAAGAAAAGUACCUGAUGUGAUCUGCGCAGCGCCAGUUAAAUGGCAAGUUGGGCCGAGUGCCAGUGCCCCGGUACUGUUUGCACCUCAGACGGAAGGGCUAUGUCCCGUUUGUUUGAUUCCAAGUGUUCGGUGUGCCCUGGACUGCACGGCAGGAGCAAUAAUACGUUGCGUGUUCCAUUCCAAAACAACAGUAUCACUUUGCAACACGAUAAUGACGCCAAAAAUCGCCCUCAUCACCGGAGGAGCCAGCGGCAUGGGCCUUGCGGUGGCCAAAUCCCUCGCAGCCCAAGGAUCCUGGCAUGUCCAUCUGCUCGACAUCCAUCCCGAUCGAGGCAAUGAGGCAGCCAUAGGCCUACAUCCUCAUGCGACCUUUCACAAAGUCGAUGUAUCGAGCUAUAGCGACCUGGCAGCGGUUUUUCAGAGAGUUUUCCAGCGGCACCGUCGGCUCGACUUUGUUUUUGCCAACGCAGGGAUCAUCGAGAGAGCGAAUUUCUUUGAGAACCUGCCGCAGCAGAAUACGAAGCAAGUACCGCCGGAGCCGAAGGACCUGCGGGUUAUCGGAGUGAAUCUGAAUGGCGUUGUGUUCACGAGUUACCUGGCGAUGCACUAUUUCCGGCGGUCCCCUGACAAGGGCAGAGGAUGCAAUUUGGUCAUGACAGCGAGCUGUGGAGGCCUGUAUCCUUCGCAUUACUCGCCGUUAUACACUGCUACGAAGCAUGGCGUGGUCGGACUCAUGCGUUCCAUUGCAACUCAAUUAUGGCAAAACGACGGCAUCCGGGUCAAUGCCAUCUGUCCCGGAAUCGCACAGACCGAUCUCGUCGAUGCUCAAGGAUGGGCCAGUUUCCCUCCUCACCUGUUCAUCCCGUUGGAAACAAUUGCCAGGAUUGUGCUUAUGCUCAUCCGGGCAGAUGAUGGGGGUACGGAUCACGGAAUGACCGAUGCAACGGGCACGUUCAUUCCUGCGGCACAAGGGUACGGCCGUGCGGUGGAGAUCUCGGGGGACAAGUUUUAUUUCCGGGAGGCUCCUGAAUUUUGCGACGAGGGGAUGCAGGCCAUUAUGGCGGCGACGGUGCUGGAGAAUCAGGUCGGAGGCGUGCUGAAUGGUACUUCUCGUACAAGUAAGCUGUAG